AUGGAGGAAUAUCCAAAAUCCGUCCCUGUAGGAGAGACAUCUGCGCCAGGAAUUUCCGGCAACCCCCAAGGACAGCAGCGGAUUGAUGAGACCCUAGUUGGGAAUAACAAGGGAGUGGAAGGAGGGCCUGAGAGAACUCCAGAUGGUGGUAUCACUGGGGCCAAGAAGCUCAGUUCCCCCUCACCAGCCCCUCAAGUUAGCGGCUUUGACCAGGAAUGGCCCUCACCAGACAGCUUCCUGUUGCCUGAGAGUCAUUACCUGAUCAGCUACAAGGAUAAAGUUUUUGAGUUGAUGGGAGAGAUGGCCGUCCUCAGCCCUCUGUUCUCACGUUGCGGACAAAGUCCAGUGACUGUAUUGCGCUUUAUUGAUUGGUUCAUGGUCACAGUACACCCCUGCAUAUUGAACAAUGACCUAUACAUACACUUGGGCCUGGGUUGCCGCAACUACGUUCAGUCACAUGUCUACCAGUUCACCUACCGUGUUACUGAAUGCGGCAUCGGGGCUACGGCCAUCCCUCAGGACACGCUGAUCUACAGCACUGACAUGCACUAUGUUUCAAAGGGUACCUCUUCUAAGUACAUGAUCCCAGUGUCCUGUGCUGCCUGGCAGCAGGCCCCAAGGCUCACUAUGCCCUGUUUUGUGAACGUAGCCAGCGAGACAGGAACCACCAACCAGAAUGGUAAGACAUGUUAUGAGGUGUUCACAUUGUCACAGUCCAGCGAAAGGCCCAGCUGUGACUGUCUGCCGUGUGUCUUCAGUGAAGAAUGUACCCAGGCUCCACAUUACCAAGCAGAGGCUCAGGAGGACUGUGCUAUGCUGCCAUCUUUCUUGGUAGGUAUUUCUGAGGAUUGGUCUGUUCACUCAGAUGAUCUAAUGGAGUCCAUGUGA
This is a messenger RNA of Manis pentadactyla (Chinese pangolin), 888 nucleotides long. It is a transcript of the gene PLAC1, whose product is annotated as placenta enriched 1. NCBI's taxonomy places the organism in Eukaryota, Metazoa, Chordata, Mammalia, Pholidota, Manidae. The record is from RefSeq and is a predicted model, not a curated record.